This is a messenger RNA of Eleginops maclovinus (Patagonian blennie), 5404 nucleotides long. It is a transcript of the gene ikzf2, whose product is annotated as IKAROS family zinc finger 2. The transcript is spliced from 9 exons. The record is from RefSeq and is a predicted model, not a curated record. Gene Ontology annotation, biological process: regulation of transcription by RNA polymerase II. Gene Ontology annotation, molecular function: DNA-binding transcription factor activity; RNA polymerase II cis-regulatory region sequence-specific DNA binding. Bases 534 to 2117 code for a protein of 527 amino acids. NCBI's taxonomy places the organism in Eukaryota, Metazoa, Chordata, Actinopteri, Perciformes, Eleginopidae.
UCCGACCUUGAGUCACUUCGUCAGAGUAGCAUUUCAACAAUGCCACUGAUUUUCAGUCUCUUCGUUGUUGAAAAUAGCUCGGCUGCUCCCUGCCACUAUGGGUAAUUCCUUAGGAACCGGUGGAUCCAGUUUGAUCCAUCCCUCUCUUUCUUUCCCUUCAGAAACUUGUUCAGUCUUCCCCCCCUCGGUCUUCCUACUGUAAAAAAAGAAAAGAAAGCUGUGUAGCUAACAGUGCAGCUUGUAGUUGUGCGACUUCUGAAGAAAUGUCGCUAGUUUGAAUCGACUGAGUGUAAAAAUCGCUUGUGACGGUGUCGCUUUUUAGAGGAAAACUCGACGGGACGAGCGCAGAAGAAGCUCUGACGCGGCUGCAGUCACCUGUAGGACACUAUUGAUGCGCUCCUCCUAAACUUUUCUCGGCUUUUCUGAACCUGCUUAGAGGAGGUGGAGGCAACGUACCACCCCCUGCCUCUGUCUUUGGCUGAAGUUACCACCUCACAGGAGUUACGCUUGAAGCACUCCCAAAGCUACUUGAAAUGGAGGCUCCUGAUGGCUACUGUGAUAGUAACGGCCAAUGCUCUCCUGGCAAAGAGAACUCGAGAAUGUCGGUGGAUACGUCAACACCUAAUGGACAGACAGUUCCUCAGGGUCCUAAUUCCCCCAGUGAAGUGACAAUUAAGCAAGAGGAAAAAACAGCAGAGGAAGCUGACGACAGAAGCCAAGCCCUCAAUGAAAUAGGCCAAACAGGAGAGGAAGGAUCAGCCUUGGAGGAAUCCGUGACUGACAGCCCAAGAAAUGUACAAGAUGGAUCAUCUGAGCCAGACCUGAUGGCUGAUCCAGGAAGCCGACAACCAAACGGUACCGAUCAGAGUGAAAGGCCGUUCCAGUGCAACCAGUGUGGCAUCUCAUUCACCCAGAAGGGAAACCUGCUGCGACACAUCAAGCUGCACACAGGCGAAAAACCCUUCAAAUGCCCCUUCUGCAGCUACGCCUGCCGACGGCGCGAUGCUCUCAGCGGGCAUUUGCGAACUCAUGCUGUUGGCAAACCACACAAAUGUAACUUCUGUGGGCGGAGCUAUAAACAGCGCACUUCUUUGGAGGAACAUAAAGAACGCUGCCAUAACUACCUGCAGGGUAUUGGCCUUGAUCCGAAUGCCAACUCUUGCCCUUACCCAGGUGAGGUCCCUAAAGAGCAGAGGCCCAUGGCAGAGCCCAACACUAUGGCAUCCUUUGAUCGGCCGCCCGUUAUUGAAAGGCUACACAGCAACGUGGGCAAGAGGAAGAGCACCACGCCGCAGAAGUUUGUUGGUGAAAAGAUGGUGCGCUACAGCUACCCUGAGCUAGGCUAUGAGAUGGGCCUUAAGUAUGACAAGCAGGCUGAACUGAUGUCGGCCCACAUGAUGGACCAGGCCAUCAGCAAUGCCAUCACGUACCUGGGAUCGGACACUCUCCGGCCCAUGCUCCACCAUCCUGGUCCCCCUCUCUCUUUGGCUGAAGUCGUUCCCAUGGUCAACCCCCUCUUCCACCAAGUCCUGCCAAUGGGCCAGCGCACAGAUCGUCCAGGAAACGGUGACACGCUGCCACUACAGCCACCUCGGCCCCAUGGCUUCCUCAAUCAUCCCACCACAAAUGGCCCCACCACUUUAAACAGGCAGCCCAAGCUACGCCAUCCAGGGCAAGGAGAAUCUCCCAACAACAGCGGAGGGGACUCUGCUGACUCAGCCCGCAGCAGCCCUCAUGAGAGGCCUGGAUACCACGGGAGCAACCAGACUCCUGGCCCGAGGUCUCGAGCCAGUCCAGCGGUAGUCUAUUCUGGUGAGCGCAACACAGAAACAUCCCCUAGAAGCGGGGCAGGGGUUGGGACUGGGAUAAUACGAGUGGCCACAGAUAGGCCCACUAGCCGGGAAGGGGUGCGGGUGUUUGGACAAGAAGGUCAAGAGUUGCGUGCCUUCCAGUGUGAGCACUGCCGGGUGCUUUUCCUGGACCAUGUCAUGUACACCAUCCAUAUGGGUUGCCACGGAUACAGAGAUCCAUUGGAGUGCAACAUCUGUGGUCACCACAGCAAAGACCGCUACGAGUUCUCCUCUCACAUAGUCCGUGGUGAACACACCUUCCAGUAAGACGAUGGGUAGGACUUGGGGGGAAAGACAAAAAAGGGAACUGAGCAAUAGCCUGAUAUCUUUCCUUACCCACAGGACUCGAGAUGGCAUAGUUGAAAGGCACUGUAGACAAGUGUAGCACAAUCAUAGCAUAGAUUUCUUUUUAAGCUACUUAUUAUGAAAAUGAACAGUUGAACAAUCAUAUGAAGGUAUGGGCCAAAGACACAUUUUUCUACAUAACUGAAAAAGAUUAAUAUUGUAGAAGGAAGGUAAGUUUUUGUUUUCUCUCAAAAUGUUCAUUAAUUGUAUAACAGAGCAGCUGCCAGAGGACUUUGACUAGUUUUUAACUGUAGUCUUAUUUGGAAAUGUCUUGUGUUGAGCUUUUUUCGUCAUCAGACUUAAUUCCAGUGAUGAACGCCUACAAAUGCAAUGUAUCUAUAUAGAAUAUUGCAAUUAACACAAACGGAAGAGGUAUGGACUUCAGGUAGUCCAUCAUUUUAUUUAGAAUAAUAAUACUACUGCUGUUUUUUUUCAUAGAUAUAAUAGCAGUAAGUUGGCCCACUUACUGUAGAAAAUAACCCAGGAUCUGCACAGUGUGCUUUUUGUGCUUUUCAUUCUUGUUCAUGAUAUUGCCAUGGCCAGUUAUGCUUCUUUUUUCCUAUGAAUAAUGGUGGAAUACAGAUAAUGUUAAUGUCUGGCUUUGCUGUGUGUUCUAGCUGCAAGCAACUUGCUGUCCAUUUGGACUUAAUUGCAAUUGGUGUAAUUAUCUGCAGCUGUGGAAAUAUGACCAGUCGACCAGCAACUUCAGUCUUUAGUUUUGCUUUAGUAUUGUUGUGUAAAUACUGCACAAUUUAAAAUGUUUGUAAUAUAUAAAUUACUAUCAGGUUCAAAAACAACUUUGAAAAUGUACAUAUUUACUUUAUUCUUCCAAAAGUGAAUAAAUCGUAAAUUAGGUUUUAGACACUUAUUCCUGUAGUCCAGUGGCUUGAGAUUAACCAAUUCAUUUUCAUUGAGGUCCAACUACUUAUACAAUUGGCAAAACGAACAUGUCACUAAACCCAAAUAAACUUUCACCCGCAUAAUACUAGUAGUACAGAAGAAGAAGACCGCCAACUCCCUGUGGUUGGCUUGUAUAUUUUGGAAUUGUAAAACAAGUCAAAAAUGAUCUGAUACUAUUUGUAAAAAACUGUUUGUUCUAUAAAUUACAAUAUUAAGGGAAAAAAAGGCUUUCCCCAGAGACAUUUCUCAUAAUGCUGGCCAUUAACUUGUGUUGUUGUUGCUCCUUUAGAAAAAUAUUGGAUCCUUUUGAUGCGUGGCUUGUGUUGCUUGCAGUUUGAGUACACAGUAGGAGUCCUUAACUAGAAUCAUAUUUUGUUUGAAACUGGCUUGACACCAUGAAAUGGCAGGAGGUAACUGCUUUCAUUUGGAUGACUUAAAAUUAUGCUUUACGGCAAUAGAUACCAAAGGGAUAGAGGAAGUUAAAGACACUGCAUGGGUUGCUUCUCUCUAAUGUACCUCAUUUUAUGCUUUACAGAAGGAUCAUCGUUUUGAUCUGAUCCAAUGUGUGCUUGCUUGGCUGGAUGGCUGUGUAUAUAUACAGUAUAUAGUAGUUUACUUGUUGUUCUUUUUUUCAUCCCUUGGAUAUGGGGUCGGGUAGGCUCUUUGUUACCGGUGCUGUUAUCCAUAUGGUUCAAAUUCAUCUUUCAUCCUAUUUGUUGAAAACUCUAUUUCUGAGAUUCUCUGUCCUUUGUACCUUUACAUUUUGCAUUAGGAUGGCUUUAUUUGCAGCUAAAUGCAGUAAAAGCAAAAAUUCAUGGAGAUCGAGGGGAUUUUUUUAUGCUUUUAGGUUGGCAUGGGUUCAUGUCAAUUUAUUGCCAUAAUGGCGCUACAUUCAUGUAUGACUUAUACAGACUGCAUACAGAACUAGACAACAUGAGCAAAAGUAAACGUAAAUGAAGUCCUGGUUUAACCGUGAAGGCUCUUCUUAAAACUGUAGCAUUCCUCUUACAUUAAAAUGCUCAUGUAUGCAACAUGUAUAUAGCGAGUUAGAGAAUAUAGCCACCUCCAAAACUCUUGUCCAUCAUUACAGUGUGUCGAGUGUUGACGGAUUUUGGUAAAUAAGGCUUGUUCAUAGUUAUUGUCUCUUGUCUGUUGUCUGUGCUUUGUACAGUUCACCCUGCACUUUAUCUCCAUGCCCUGACUAUAGACAGCAUUGGAGGACAUUACUAUUUUUAGUCAGCAUUACUAGUUUAACACUUGUCAGCACCAUAAACAGAUUAUCUUCUAAGGUUAAACUCAGUGAUUAACUCUUCUAAAGUAUGUUAAAUGUCUACCUGUGAUCAAAAGGCAGCUUUUUCUAUGUUUACAUGUGGCUUCUCGUAUGCGUAACUGGUGCCCAGCUAGCAAAAAAACCUACUGUUUGUAACGUAAUGAUACUGGAAAUGGUUUACAUCUUGCAGUUGUGAUAUUGACUCUAUCCAUUCCUGUAUGAAAUCAUUCCUGUAUAUAUUUAUUAUGAAAAACAUUAAAUGUUAAGACAGAGGUUCUCAUUGAACAACAUAUAUUAGUACAUGUUUUCCUGAAUCCCCUUCAGAAGAACAUAAUUAAACAUACCUGAACUCAAUUACCUUGAAAUGGGCAUUUUACAAGACAGGAUGUUCAAAACAAAUGUUAUAGGACAGCCUUACACAUUCUUUAAAUGAAGCAGCCAUAUGAACAAAAAACUAAAAAGUCAGCCCUUAUUUUGUGUGAGGUUUACUUGAAAAAUCGAAAUCAUUGCUAUUGUUUCCGAUUGCGGGGAUGUUUUUGUAAAUUUUGAAAAUGUACAUACUGAAUGUCUAUUUUUCUGCUGAAAUGUUAAUGCAAAUAGUUUUGUGAACUUUUGUUUUUUUAAGUUUAAAAAAUGUUUACAAACAUCUAAAAGGCAGGGUUCAGGUGAAUUGUAUUUUAUAAGAAAUAAUUUAUGAAAAGUGUAUAUUUUGGCACUGAAUAUUGAAAUGAUCCAGAAAUGUGUGCCGAUCUCUGAUAUUGAUAACAACUUUUUGAAUUGAGGGCUCUCAGGUAUUUGAAUAGGUUGUAUAUUUUUGUGUCCUAUAAUAUGUGAUUUAUUUAUCAAAAAGAAGCAAAGUAAUGUUUGGUAACUUUUGAUGACUUUAAUUAGUCCAACAGAGUGUGGUGAAGGAAGUUAGAUAAUUGAUCAGUCCUGUUUUCAACAUCAAUGACAUAACAUGAAGACACACUCCAAUGAAGAACACACUGUAUAUUUUGAGAUAAGGGAUGGGUUUCUCUCUAUUAAAGAUAUGAUUUAA